AUGGCGGAAGACUCAUCCACCAAAGGCGGCACGCCAGCGUUAUACGGGGGCCUCUACGCCUAUGGCGGUGACAGUGUCAUCGCCUGCGUCGUCGUUUUUGCCGUGUUGUGCACGGUCUUCCUCGCUUUGCGCUUUAUGUCGCACCGAAUCGGCCGCAGGCCUAUAUCUCUUUCGGAUUGGCUCAUGAUCCCAUGUUGGUUCUUGAUCAUCGGUCUCUGUGCCAGUGUGGUUUGCAGCGUCGGCUUGGGCGGCGUUGGUAGACAUGCAGCCUAUGUUGCUCAGUUCAUGCCCAACGGAAUGACGAGAUGGGCCGAGACGCUCCUCGCGACAGAGGUCAUCUACGGGGUCGUCAUCCCGUUGGAGAAGACUUCUAUCCUGCUCCUAUACCUGCGCCUCUUCCACAUCCACCGCUGGUUCCGCGUCACGACCUACGUGUUGAUUGCCUACAUCUGGAUGUGGGCCAGCAGCGAAAUCCUUGUUGCCAUCUUCCAGUGCAGCCCAGUCGCGCUCCAAUGGGACAAGUCGCUCAAAGGCGUCUGCAUCGACCAGCUGCAGUACUACCGCUGGAUCAGCGUCCCGAACGUGAUCCACGACCUGGUCAUGUUGGCCGUGCCGAUGCCCGUGGUCUGGAAGUUGCAGGUCUCCAUUCGUCAGAAGGUCGCACUGAUCUUUGUCUUCCUGGUCGGGUCCAUUGGCUGCGUCGCGUCGUUCAUCCGCCUGUCGAUCUUCUUCAAGACAGAUGCCUUCAGCGACCCUACGUGGGCGUCAAUCCAGCUCAUGUCCUGGACCCUCGCCGAGCCCGGAGUUAUUUUUAUAUGCGCAUGUAUGCCUUCGCUCUGGCCAAUGCUGCCCGAGAUACCCUGUCUCGGAUCGGUCUUCAACCGCUCUGGUAACAGCACGAGCAGUCGCUCUAGGGUGCUAGAGUCGAAGCCUGGGGCGAUCGCUGGCGCAUGGGACGGUCAGCCCCGCGGCCUUGGUCCUCACAACGACAACUUCAUCCCUCUCGACGACGUGGAGGAUCGCGCCGGCACACAUGGGGUAGUCAGCAGUCCAGGCAGACGACAUGAGAUGGUUGAUCACAGCAGUGGCCGUGGAAUAAGCGUAACGAAGGAGUUUUCUUGGGUGUCGGUGAAUGGCCAGCCAUUUCCGCAUGAUUAUGCCAUGAGUGGGCAGCCACUGCCGCACAUGGAUGAUUAUGCCAUGUGGAAUGGACAGCCACUUCCGCAUGGCUAUGCCAUGUAUAGCCCGCCGCUUCCGCUUGAGUAUGGCAUGAAUGGCCAGCCACAUCCACACGAUUAUAGCACAUAG
Messenger RNA from Anthostomella pinea, 1308 nucleotides. The record is from the annotation of a GenBank genome assembly. NCBI's taxonomy places the organism in Eukaryota, Fungi, Ascomycota, Sordariomycetes, Xylariales, Xylariaceae.